AGACAUAACACCAUUGCGUACAGUACAAUGUGUGUACACACAAAUUUGUUCCGUUUACUUUAAUUUACGUAUAUUUCUGAAUAUAACUUUUACGUUUCAUUUUUUUUUUCUUCACUUGUACGGUCUGUGGCUCGAGCUGAGCGCACUCAAAAACUCAUGGUACGUGGAUUGGAACAGUUUCGAUCAGCAGGUUUAACGAAACGCACGUGUUUAUAAGCAAAUCGAACUGACUGAAUUGCAAAGAAGAAGAAGAAGAAAAAACGUGCCACCUCUUCGCAAUGCAUAAUUUGAUUAAUUAAUCUCUUUCGUUAAAUUGUAGCGGAUGAAUUAAGCAACAACAAAAAAAGAGUUAUGAAUGAAUCGCGCCGUGUUAAAUUUAUUUAAAUUCAUAAGAGGACGGCUGAUGACUUGCUGAUUUAUUAUUCCGCCGAACAGUUAUAGUUUCAGGUGUAAAUUUGUUUAUGUGCUGUGAUGUUUAUCAGUGUUGUGACUGAAUAAAUUAAAUGGAUAUCACUCUCAAUUGUCAUUCAGGAUUAAUGGAUUUACUAUGGAAAAAGAGACCAUGACGCCAGCUACACCAAUAUAAUACCAUCGUGCUAAAAUCUCAGCAUAUACACUCAAUCGGCCAAUGACGUCAUCAACUGGUGCUACACCCCACCUUCCAGCCGUCUUACGAUCAUUUCUCCAACUCGAAAAAUAAGGCACCGUGAUCUUAUACCUUCGUAGACAUUGAAUACCAUUUUAUGCGAACAGUAUAUUGAUGAAGUGCAUGCAAGCAAGUGGUCUUAACGAACGAAACGCGUAUACCGUCGACGGUGUUUACUUACCUAAGACCUUGUCAGUUAGGCAUGGCCAGUCAGCCAGCUCGGUCGGCCUUUUCGCUGGCAACGAUUGCCGUUGGUCUGUGUUGUUGCAUAGCGAUUGUAUCAGGCAGUUUAAUCGAUUUAACGGGCAACGAUGGUUCUGCUAUUGUUGGUCCGAAAUUUGGUGAUCGAAUAUUACCGCGACAUAGACCGUUUGUUGAAUUAGAAUUGAAUUCGACGCUAAACCCGCGCUCGUCUCGUAGUGAUACCAGUGAUGUGACGAGUAACAAAUAUAAUAUUAGCAAUAGUUAUUUAAGAGGAAAUCAUCCAACAUCUGACAGUGUUUAUUACAAUGAUGAUGAUGAAGGUGAUGCUGAUGAUGCAUCAGCAUCCAUGAGUAAAGAAAGUGAUCGUUCGGUAACAGUUACCCAAAGUGAAUCCGUUAUUUUCGUAAAUAAAAAUAAUAAUUUAGGAUUAAACAGAAAAAGUGAUGAUGUGGUUCGUGUGCCGGUCACGAAUGUUGAAUUACCGGUUAUCGGUAAUCGAUUGGAUGAAACAGAUAGCAAUGUGUCGUCAGCGCAAGCACAUCGUCUGGAAAUGUCAACAGAAUUUUUUGUAGUGCCAUCGACAGCUUCAUCAAUUACAAGGUCGACCGUACGACCGGGUGGAGUUGUUUUAGCUGCUAAACCAACAGUAAAUCCUACGAGCAAUAGGAUUGUAACACCACCAACAAUUGUUAGUACAAAUACGUCGAGUCUUCGUAAAGAGCCGUGGGUGCUACCAGUGCUGGUAUUGUCUAGCAUUGCUAUGUUUAUGAUGGCUGCAUUCGAGGUAUUUGUUCUGUGCAAAGCAUGGAGAACCUCUCCGAGCAGACGACAUUUAUUUCUCGGUCAAAUGCUGUUACUGGGAUUGUUUUCAUGUGCGGGAUUAGCAGCGAUCCUAACAGCCUCACCGACACUACUCUCAUGCGCUGCAGUCCGAUUCGGUGCUGGUGUAGCAUUUGCUUUAGUCUUCGCCUCCCUACUCGUCAAAUGUGUCUUUUUAAUCAGCCUAAAUGGCGGCGUUUAUUUACCCGCACCCUAUCAAGGUCUUUUAUUGUUGUUCGCGGUAUUGAUUCAAGUGGCUAUCGGUGUGCAAUGGCUCUUUUCCGCACCGCCUGCUGUCGAACAUGUUCCAGUAGCAUCCCGCACUGGUACAUCUCUGACAAAUCGUUAUCCAUUGUUACUAACAGCCCAGGAUAUAACGACAACGGUUCCUCUGUGCAAAACACCAUUUUCCGAGUUGCUGUUCUCUCUGAUAUACGUCGUGUUUCUGAUUUUGUUUGUGGCCGUCCUAGCCAUCAAGUCAAGAGGAAUCCGCGACAAUUAUAGAGAGGCCACGUACAUAGGAUUGGCCAUCGGUGGUUCGAUACCCAUUUGGCUCGGUUGGACUCUGUGUGGAUUGGCCGUAGCCGAUCGGCACAAAGACGCCUGCCUUGCAUUCGGUCUGGUCGCCACAUCGGCUACUGUCUUUUUGGUAAUGUUUAUGCCAAAGGGUCGACAGUUAGCCGCAAUGGGAAAAGAAGGUCUGUACAUGGAAGACCGUGAAGAACAAUUCAGUUCGUUGAGUCGAGCUGGAUCCGGUUAUUCGCCGUCAUUUUUCCAUUUCAAACCGAUAAAAUACGGAGUUAUGGGUCCAGCGCCCACAUCGACAACAAAUACCGGUAUGGGAACGAGCACAAAACAUCAAGCAGUAGCAACUUUAGGAGGCGAUCGUGUGGCUUUGGUUGCCGCACCACCGAGCUAUACACGCAUGUAUCAUUACUUUCCGGCACAAUUGACACAUCCUUUCUGCUACUAUCCUCCAGCACCACAAACUGCACGAUAUCCAGGCACAGCAUUUAUUCGAAUAAACGGAGACAAAAAGCAUGGAGGUCUAUUCAUGCGUCCAGAUGAUGCAAAUCUAUACACAACGCUUGAGCCUACGCUCAGCAGUAAUCCCAAUGUGUACUUUCAGCGUGGAGGCGGCGUUCAUCCAGGAAUGAUGUAUUGAAUAAAUGAAAAUGGAAAUUGAAAUCAUUUGCUGCAAAAUAGUUAUUUACGAUAAACGAAAUAAAACAAACAGCUCCAUUGAUAAAAGACUUCGAAAGUUCAGUAUUAAUUUAAAUAUUCGCUGAAAAGACUUUAAUUUAAGUAUCAUAGAUCCAUUUACAUACAGAGAUUCGCUCAUUUGUAAAAUAAAAUUAAAAAAUUAAAAAAAUCAGAAAAUUCUUCUACGCAAAAAAUUGAUCAUUUAAAUCGUUGUUAAGGCCAUUUUUAUCUGCUCCUGGACUUUGAAUGUUUCAUUGGUAAGAAAUGAAAGUAUUCUUCAUCCAGACCUUUUAUUUUCCAACGCAUAAUCACAUCUUCAUUUUAUUAAGAACUUUGUGUAAAUAUUAUUCUUAGAAAAUAAAUCCAUUUGUAGUUGUUUAA
This is a messenger RNA of Bradysia coprophila, 3253 nucleotides long. RefSeq lists its product as uncharacterized. The record is from RefSeq and is a predicted model, not a curated record. Gene Ontology annotation, cellular component: membrane. NCBI's taxonomy places the organism in Eukaryota, Metazoa, Arthropoda, Insecta, Diptera, Sciaridae. Gene Ontology annotation, molecular function: G protein-coupled receptor activity. Gene Ontology annotation, biological process: G protein-coupled receptor signaling pathway.